UCCGGGGUUGUGGUAGUCAGUUCCUUUUUUUGCGUUUUGAGCUGGCCGGUAGCACCAUUUUGUUCAUUUUUAACAAAUACUGUUUCAUCAAACUACAGCAGUGUCUAGUGUUGGUCGGCUGUAGGGUCGCAGCACGAUGCAGAAAGCCAUAUAUCCAUGGAGGAUAUAUAGACGCCUAUGCUGAACUAAGGGAUAUCACUCUCUUUGCGAAUAACUCGAAGUAUCAGUUCAAUAUGUUGGAGUCAGCAGGUUUUCACACAGUUUCGACACAUGAGGAUAGUGAAAUGGAUUGUUCAGGAUUAAGACAGAAGCGGCUGCACACAGAUGUAGAUGAUUGUGAUGAAUGUUCUCCAAUAUCUAAACGAAUAAACCGACUUCAGAUUGAAGUACAAAGGAUUGCUGAAGAUACUAGGAAUCAUCAACAACAGCAUCAUUCAGCCUGUGGAUUUUCUGUAACUACUGCAGAGCAGUCUGCAUCAUGGCAGACUAUUUUACCCCCCAGCUAUGUGGAUGAAUGCCAUAAGAGAACAGAGGAACACAACACACAGGAAGAAUUGCCACAUCAGUGUUACACUGCAGAACAGAUCAAUCCCAUGUCAUCUAGUACUGAAACUAUGGUACCUUUUAAUUCCCAGUUCAUGUACUCUUCACCAGUGAGUCAUGGAACAGAGCAAAGAUACUCACACAGUUUAUCUCGCAUCUUAAACAUUCCAGAACAGUUUUGUCAGUACUCUUGUGAAAGCACUGAGGAACAGUUACAGUGUUCCCUGGCAAGCUGUAGAAGCCAGUCGUCACCUGAACACCAACAUCUUUCCAGUUCAGAAGGGUAUAGCUUAGAGAUUCAGCAUCCAUUUCCAAGCCAAUCAUCUGCAGAGGUAAGUGUCCAGCAGAUGUCAGAAUCAAGUGAUGUGGGAAUGACUUCAGGAGUGGACAGAUGUCUUGUGGAGGGUUACAGUCCUGAUCUAGAUGAGGCUGAAAAUCCACAUUAUUUUCAGAUCAAUCAGAUGCUGUUUGAUGCUCACUGUUUAAGGAUAAAGAGAUUCUAUUCGCAUCGCACCCAGCAGAAUUCUGUGUGACUAUUUUUCUUAGUCUGUUGAAUACUCGGAGCUCUGUAAUGCUUUGUGAAAAUAGUUACUGUUUUCAGAUACUUUUAGCACAAGAAUUGCUAUUGUACUGCUUUUUAACUCAAUCCUAAUGUAGUAAAAUGUCAACUGCAGAAGUGCAUAAGCAUUUGCUGCUGACAGAUAGUUUUUAGGCAUUUUGAACAUUUUCUACUGGAGAACAAUUAACUGUUCUAGAGAAGGAGCUGCUGCAUUUAAAAGCAGAAUACAUUUUUUUGUAGAGUUCUUCUGUGACAUUAAGAUUGAGUUAACAACAACAAAAAUAUCAGUGUUCUAUACAAUAUUUUUUAAGGAAAUUUAAGGUAAGAUCCAUCCAGAAUAACGCAUCUUCUGCAUUUUGUUUGUAAAAUUCUUAGUUCUUCUUUCAUUGAUGAUGAAGCUAUGUUAUAUUUAUCUCUGCAUGUUGCAUUCUCUAAUUUAUCUUCCAGUAUGAUAUCAUAGGCUGCUGCCAGAAGGGCACUUAUUUUCUUUGCAUCUUUAUCAUUGUAUCUGUAUUUUUUAAAAAUAUUUGACCUUUACAAGGACACUUCUUAAUCAGAAAACUUCAUGCAGAUGGAAAUUUAGACAUACAUUAGGCUGGUUGGGAAGUGUUGGGAGCUUAAGCAUCCUUCUUGUUUCACAAACUUGUAACAGGUAUACUUUCAAUAAAGGUUUGCAAGUAAAA
Molecule: messenger RNA, 1785 nt
Organism: Pomacea canaliculata
Lineage: Eukaryota; Metazoa; Mollusca; Gastropoda; Architaenioglossa; Ampullariidae
Exons: 5
Coding region: 234-1076 (280 amino acids)
Source: RefSeq, a predicted model, not a curated record